Molecule: messenger RNA, 2145 nt
Organism: Chiloscyllium plagiosum (whitespotted bambooshark)
Lineage: Eukaryota; Metazoa; Chordata; Chondrichthyes; Orectolobiformes; Hemiscylliidae
Product: tubulin beta-4 chain-like
Biological process (GO): microtubule-based process
Cellular component (GO): microtubule
Molecular function (GO): GTPase activity; GTP binding; structural constituent of cytoskeleton
Source: RefSeq, a predicted model, not a curated record
ACUUUUCCUAAAUGCGCAUCAGGCAGCUAUUGCUGAGGAUUUUAACUAGUAGCCAGGACUUUGAUUAAUCCACAAUUUAAAAGGCUCCACCACCAGAAACUCAUCAGGAUGCGAGAGAUAGUGCACAUCCAGAUUGGGCAAUGUGGUAACCAAAUUGGGGCCAAGUUCUGGGAAGUUAUUGGUGAAGAACAUGGAAUUGAUCCCAAAGGGAAUUACAUCGGAGACUCAGACCUCCAACUUGAGAGGAUCAAUGUGUAUUUUAAUGAGGCACAUGAUAACAAGUACGUUCCCAGGGCAAUCCUGGUGGACCUGGAACCCGGAACAAUGGACAGUGUCCGGAGCAGCCACAUUGGUCACAUGUUCAGACCAGACAACUUCAUUUAUGGUAAUUCGGGUGCUGGAAACAACUGGGCUAAAGGUCACUAUACUGAGGGCGCCGAGCUGGUCGAGAAUGUCCUGGACAUCAUGAGGAAUGAGUGUGAGAGCUGUGACUGUUUACAAGGCUUUCAGAUCACCCACUCGCUGGGAGGAGGAACAGGCUCAGGCAUGGGCACGCUCAUCAUGAACAAAAUCCGAGAGGAAUAUCCUGACAGAAUUAUGAACAGCUUCAGCAUUGUACCUUCACCAAAGGUUUCGGACACGGUGGUCGAACCGUACAAUGCCACCUUGUCCAUUCACCAACUGAUCGAGAACACAGAUUCCACCUUCUGCAUUGACAAUGAGGCUUUGUAUGACAUUUGCUUUAGAACAUUGAAGUUGGCCACACCAACCUAUGGAGACCUGAACCAUCUCGUUUCAAUGACAAUGAGUGGAGUCACCACCUCCCUGCGUUUCCCUGGCCAACUCAAUGCAGACCUGAGGAAGCUGGCGGUCAACAUGGUGCCAUUUCCCCGCCUGCAUUUCUUCAUGCCCGGCUUCGCUCCUCUGACAUCCCGCAGCAGUCAGCAAUACCGCUCACUGACAGUGCCAGAGCUCACCCAGCAGAUGUUUGAUGCCAGGAACAUGAUGGCAGCCUGUGACCCUCGCCACGGCAAAUACAUGACAGUGGCAACAAUCUUCAGAGGUAGGAUGUCUACUAAAGAGGUGGAUGAGCAGAUGUUAGCCAUCCAAGCCAAGAACAGCACCUACUUUGUGGAGUGGAUUCCCAACAACGUCAAGGUGGCUGUGUGUGAUGUUCCACCACGGGGCCUUAAAAUGUCGUCCACCUUCAUAGGGAACAACACUGCGAUCCAGGAGCUCUUCAAGCGCAUCUCAGAGCAGUUUUCAGCCAUGUUCCACAGGAAAGCCUUUCUGCACUGGUACACAGGAGAAGGCAUGGAUGAGUCGGAGUUCACAGAAGCAGAAUGUAACAUCAAUGAUUUGGUGUCCGAAUACCAACAAUACCAAGAUGCUACUGCAGACCUUGAAGUGGAAGAGUAUGAGGUGGAAGAAGAAGCUGAACCGACUAAAUAAUUAAAAGAAAGAACCAUUUAAAGAGACUACACAAUUGGACUAACCAAGAGUUUGAUAUUAGGGGCAACAUAACUGUGAAAUUAAUACUUAAGUAAUAAAUGGGACCAACCCAGUGAUCUCCAGCUGAACAUCGAUCUUAUUGAAAUUGGACACACUAGACAGAAAUCUCAGUGGAUAGGAAAUCUGUGACUGAAUUCUUAAAACUGGAAACCCUUCGGACAUCAGUUUCAAGAUUUUGGCCAACAUAUCUUAUCUAUCUUUAUGAGGUGAAUUUGGAGCAUCUCUUGAUACGUGCGAAGGUUUGGACAUUUGGCUUAUCCCAUGUAUGAUUUAUUCAGUGAGGCAAAAAAUUGGAAUUUAACUCAUUAAGCAAAUAAUGAAUUUGUUAUUGGACCUUAGGAUAUUUUGAAGGAUUGGAGACAGGUGUGUUUAAGCGUUAAUGUUGUGAAUUAUUGUAAUCAACUGCCCGUAUGAAACAGAUAUUUCACAUUUCCAGUGGCAAGAGGUAGUCAAAACUAUGGAGGGUAUAACAAUUAAUCAGAUUCAGAAAAAGAUUUUAGCUUUAUUUAGCAAAUGAAAUAAGACAAAUUAAGAACAAAACAGUAUUUAAUUAAUUAUAUCAUUUUUUUAAAAAAACCAGCACGGUGGCUCAGUGGUUAGCACUGCUGCCUCACAGCACCAGGGUCCCAGGUU